ACUAUAACGUUAAAUGUAUAAGUUUAGAUUGUACUAUAACGUUAAAAAUUAAAAUUGUAUCGUCACAUAAAUGUACAAGUUCAUGCACUUCAUAUUGUACCAUAAAAUAGUAUAGGUACAAUAUGAAGUUGUCACAUAACAUUAAAGGUAAAAUUUCAAGUUGUACCAUAAAGACAAAACCCUAUACCACCAAUGCUAUAUAAAAUUAUAAAAUUCUUCUAUAUUAAAUAAAAAAAUGUCAAUUUAGAAAUUAGUUUAUCUAAAAUUAAAAAGCAAUAUUCUUGAAGUAAUGUGCAGACAUCCAGACACCUUCCGGCCAUUGGCCGGGCUAAAAUGCUAGUAGAUAUAAUGCGAGAGUGGGAGGCGGAGAGAAGUAUAGUGAUGGGCCGAUGACAAUGGGGUGGGGCGGUUACCUCAAUUUUCAUGCUUUGUCUCACUCACGCUAUUAUGGGUCGUGGCAGGUAAAAUUUGUGUGGGGUACUGGAGUGGGCGGGUCGGUCCACUUUUGCAUGUUACACGCAAAUUUUAUUUUUUACGAUAAAACAAAGGGAAAACACUUUAUGAAAGAAAAAUAUUGAAAAUAGAAUGAGUAGUUGAGUCUAACAAGUUGAAAUAUUGACUCCAACUAGUUGAAUAAAAGUCGAAAUAAGAGAAAUAUGAAUAGAUAACAUAAAGAAAUCGAAAUAAAAUGAGUUUAGAACGGUGCAGGGCGGGUCAGAAGUAGAUACCCAUACUUUGCUCUGCGAUGUUGCGGUUCGGGUAAUACUCGUUCCAUCGCGGAUUCAGUAGGGUAAUACCUACGGGGAACGGGUUCAAAUUGUCAUCACUAGCGAAGUCUCAUCAGGCAACGAUAUUGUCGAACGACCAGCAAGCAAUUCGAUGGGUGAGGUUAUGACUUGUGAGCAUUGCAGCAAAAUUGACACCCUUUUGUCCAUUAACACCGCGAUGAUGAAAUUGGUUGUGUUGUGAUUUGUGACCUAUGGGUUAUGGCUCAUCUUCGUGUGAAGACAUAAUCACGUGCAUGAAUUGACUCCACUAUCGAGAAUUUCGAUAAUGGUUUCCCGUUGGAGCUGUGUAGUUUGGUAGUUCCCGUCUAAGUCGAGAUUCCCCAAAUCCAUAGUAGUACUGUACAGUCCUCUCUCACCGGCGGAGAACGACGACAAAUGGGGCUUGUGGUUUGGUACUCUGUCACAAAAAUGAUGCAAAAUUGGUUAACAAAUAUGUGAGUGCUGCUUUCUCAUAUUGACUUGUAGUUACCGUUUUCAAUCGGUUGGGGGGUACAAGAAGGUUAGACGAGAAGCCGAUACUAUCGAUGCUUGAGAGUGUUGUCGUCGUAAACUCUCAUUUACAUCUUAAAAUUAUUGAAGUGGAUAUAUUAAGACGAUCGUUUACAAAAUUUGUAAUCGAGUUCAACGAAUUCGCCGACGUGAUUAUAAGGUAACGAUUAAGCAUGCCCGAUCGAAUGGAAGAAUCAGAUGCGUGUGAUCAUGUCAUCACUUUUUUUAGUCCGUUGUGAUUUGUGAAUGAGAGUCAAGGUUGUCAUAACCGAACCGGAGCAUGACCCGGUAAUGCGGACGGCUCGCACUUUAGUGGUCCAACCGACAUUAGACCGUUUAAAAAUCGGUACUUAAUAAACGUUAUCAGUAUAAAUAGUGGACAUUUAUUAAUCAGAGCUCAUCUCUUUCCUUCGAAAUUGUGAAAUGGAAAUAAGGAUUCAGUUUGAGAGCCCUACGUUUUUUUUGUUUAUUUCAAUUUUCAAUUUUAUGCAAUUUUUUUAAUUAAAUUUAGUGGUUGAAUGGCAAAAACCGGACCAGCGCCUCAAUCGGCUCGGACGGUUAACCGUCUCGACCGCUCGCCAACCGCUACAUAAAACCGGAGCGGCUUUUAGACUGUUUCGAGCCGGUUUUAUGACCGGGUGGCGGUUUUACCGGUCGGGCCGAACGGCUCGGCUCGGCUUUAAUAACCCUAGAAAAAAGCAAAACCGAGUGAAAAUAAAGGAGAGGAGGCAAAAAUGUAGAGGAAAGCAGAAAAGGAGAUCGAAACCCCAUGCAAAAAGCCUCACGUUCAGUUGACUCCCCAUCCCCAAUAAAGCAAUACACCUAGGGAUGACUAUUGACAGUUGACCCAAAAUUUGGGUAUCCAAUCUCACACCCAACCUGGUUAAAAUCGGUAACAUUCAGUAUUGAUGAUAUUUAGGUUGAGUCGGGUUCGACCCACUUUAAAAUUGGCGGAUUAAAUUGAGUUUGAGUUUUGUCGAAAUUCAACCUGUUUUUCUAUCGUAUCAGCAUCCCAAACACCAUAACAACGUCAUAAUGUAUCUAACACAACACGGAAAAUAUGGAUAAUUUAUGGAUGUUAUUACUUAUUAGUAUGUAUGAUAGUAUAAACCUAAUAAUAUGAAUUUAUUUAUGAAUGUUACUAGUAUCAUAGUCAUAAAUAUAUAUUUGUAAUAAAAUUUUGCCAAUAUUACAAUGUGAGUGUUUGGAGAAACAAUGUAUAGUUAUGUUCAUAAGGGCGAAGCCAUGAAAACACAUAAAUCCGUGGCCAUGAGUACCAAUUGAGUUUGCGUUUGGAUUUGCUAUUCUGAAACCCAAUACAUAUUUAACAUGUUAUAGUUAUGUUAUUACCAUCCCUAUUUAAACCACAUAAAACUCAUUAAAUAAAAUAUUUAAUAAGUUCUCCAAUUUUCUUGACAAAAUAUAUUAAAAAAUGAAACGAAAUAAAAGCAACAAACAUUAAAGAACCUACAAAUAUUAAUUGUUUAUGUAAAAACAGAGAAAAAUCCAUUUCUUUCUCUCCUUCCAUGAUCCUUCCCCGCACUAUCAGAUUUUACUCAUUACUCCCUCCACACCCAUUUGUCUCCCUCUCCAUCUCUCUCUCUAUCUGCAAAGACAUCAAAACCCUAAAAACCAAAACAAACCCAGUAGAGCUCGCUCGAUCUCCCCCCGACCCAUUUCGCCGAUCGGGGACCCGAUUCGAACCCACUCGCCGGGAACUCCGAAGAAUCGGAUAUGGGAAGCGGCGGGGAAGAGUGACGACUAGAGAGGAGAAGAUUCGUGCUGAGUAGGCAAGGGGAAGAAAUGUACAAGAACCAGCUUCAGGAGCUGGCGCAGCGGAGCUGCUUCAACCUCCCUUCCUAUACUAGCAUUAGGGAAGGUCCCGACCACGCGCCGCGCUUCAAGGCCACCGUCAACUUCAACGGCGAGAUCUUCGAAAGCCCCUCUUACUGCUCCACGCUCCGCCAGGCCGAGCACUCCGCCGCCGAGGUCGCGCUCGGAUCCCUCUCCCACCGCGGGCCUUCUCACUCUCUCGCCGCCCGCAUUCUGGAUGAAACGGGGGUGUACAAGAAUCUCUUGCAGGAGAUCGCUCAGAGAGUCAGUGCUCCAUUGCCACAGUACACAACAUAUAGGUCCGGUCUUGGUCACCAACCUGUUUUUACGGGGAUAGUAGAAUUGGCUGGAAUUAGUUUCACAGGAGAUCCAGCCAAGAACAAAAAACAAGCGGAGAAAAAUGCUGCAAUGGCAGCUUGGUCAUCCCUUAAACAAUUGGCUAAGGAAGAGUCCAGUUCAGCAUCCGAACCAGAGGGCAGCGAUGAGCUGGAGCAGAUAACGAUAGCACGUGCCUUGCAGAACUAUCGUAUGAAGGAAAUGAUGACAAUAGCAAACAAUUCCUCUUCUAAAGUCCCAAUUCCAUUUCAAAAGAAGUUUGCACCUCAAAGCCCAAGGCCGACCAGUCCUCAACCUGCUCCUGCAACAACAUCGAGAAUCCUACCCCUCAUUUAUCCCAAGACAAGUAGGAAUAGGUCUAUGAUGGUAACCACAUCAAAUGAGAGACAUUCUCAGCACUGUAGAUCCACUUCAACAACGACAAGUGACAGAUUUGCCCCUCCAAGACCUACCUCAACAAAUGAUAGUCAUCUACUAGCGCUCAGACAGCCACCAAAUGUCCUGGAUCUUUGGAGUCAUCAGAAGCUCCAUGCAGCAGCAGCAACAGGAGCCAAUAGACCGUAUAUCCCUAUGCAGCAGCCAUAUGCUGUUCAACCCGUGACCAUAAGGCAUGCAGUACCAUGUUAUGCUGCUCCUCCCCCACGUCACCAGCAGCCUUCAAUGGUUCCCACUCAUCAGGCGGUUCAUGCACCACCCAUGGGAAGGAACGUCAUCCCUGUUACCAUAAGGCAGGCCGUGCCGGUGUUUGCUGCUGCUCCUUCCCCUGCAGCAGUUAAGAAAGAACUUACUCCGAGUGUGCCGGUUGAGCCUAAAUCAGUUCCUGUUGAAUCUAAGAAAGAUUGUUCUGAAGAAGUUAAGAAAGAGUCUUGUGUCGAAGUCAAGAAAGAGGAGGAUAAGGUUCCCCCUACUGCCUCUAUCCCAGCCCAUCCUAGCAUAGUAGCUGAUAGUAUGAAAGAAACAGAGAAGAAGACUGCAGGAAGCAAUGCUGAAGUCACGGAAGAGUCGAGGACAGGUCAAAGCUUGGAUGGACUGAAGAAUCUGAGUAUUUGGUAGUAUGAAAGAAACAGAGAAGAAGAAGACUGCAGGAGGCAAUGAGGAAGAUGUCACGGAUGAGUCAAGGACAGGUCAAAGCUUGGACGGACGGAAGAAUUCGAGUACUUGAACGGGAAGCAGGAUGAUCAAAAGGAGACACAAACCAGACCUUUCUCUAGUUUUGCCAGUUACUUGUCAAAUGAUCUUCUCUUGAGGAAUGUUGUAUGAGUGUUGUUAUGUUAUGUACCCAUUUUGUUGUGGUAGUAGUAUAUGUAUAAGCUCUUAGAGCUGUUGCCAGGUUUCAUGUUAGGUCCCAGUAGUAGUCUCAGAAAAUGUCAUCAAUACAUACAUAUAUAUCUCUGCAAUUUCAGGUGCUGUAUCUGUAAAAUUUCUCCUACCCAUUCCUUUAAUCUGUUGGUGUUGUGAAAUGCAGUUAGAGUUCCUUAUCAGGAAGCUUAUUAGGAAUGGUGCUUUAAUCUGUCAAGCUGGCCUGCUUUCAUAUUCCUAACUCGCGUCCUUGUCUUAUUGUUGCAGCAUUGAAUAUCGAUUUAAGAUUUGUUGCAGGAGAUGGUCAAAUUUGGAGUUCCCAAUGGGGUUUAUGGAAAAUGACAGCUAUCUGAAAUGGGAAAACGAAACUUGAAAGCUCCACAUUUUUGGACCCAGUAUUCAUUAGAAACCAUAUUUUUCGGUUUGGGACUUGGGAGGAUGUUGAACGGAACUUCCAAUAGCUAAAUGAGGCUGAGACUUGGUCCCAUUCAAGCCAUUAAUUCAAUUUAUCCUCUCCUAAAUCAAACAGAAUACAAUUAGACUCUGUUUGACGCCAGCGGCCAGCCACACAGUAACAUUGUUUGACAGUAAGAGCUCUGCGAAUCAUUCUCUAAUAUGAUACCUCUGAUUUUUGCGUAUUAAUUUUCUUAUCUCGUCAUUGUUAAUAGUUGACCGUUAGAUGGAAUCCAUAUUAUUAGUCGAAUAGUAUAAAAUGAAUCGGUGUAGUGGUUACGGUGACCCAAAGGAACUGUUAUUGAGGAUCGAAUCGUUGCUUGCUUUCUCUUUCCGUUGAAAUUGAACUUAGUAAUGGUAACUGCAAAAUCAAUCAAUUAAAGUUGGGUUGGCUGGCAACAACUGGAUUUGUUUGCUUUAAGUUAAUUUGGUUCCAGAUUAUGAGCGAUUUGAUAGCGUUGGCUUCUCUCGAUUUCAUCGGCUUAAUAGUGUCACCAUUAUCACAACCCAAAAAAAAAAGUCAAUUUCACAAUAUGCAACGUGACAUCGCAUUGACAUCACUGCCCCAUUGCUUAUCUCGUAACUUAUGGUUUUGCUGGCAUGGGCAAAAGCUGAUAAAGUAGUUAUGACUUAUGAGGGUUGACACACUAUGUUCUAAGGUUCUAUAUUAAUUAUUCAAUAAUUUCCUUACGAGUACAUAUCGCUUAUUUCCAUAAAUUUAUUAGAUAUUCAUAAGUUGGAAUAAUCUCGAAAAUGUGUAUAAAAUUCUCAUAUGAGUAUAAGCCUUAGCUAUGGUUAAGGAAGAAAGUCUGAUACUUCCAUUUGAAAUUGUUUACGAAAUUGGUCAAAACUGAGAUGUACGUAGUUACUUACAAUAAAUCAGAUUAGGACCG
This is a messenger RNA of Linum trigynum, 6091 nucleotides long. Lineage: Eukaryota; Viridiplantae; Streptophyta; Magnoliopsida; Malpighiales; Linaceae. The record is from the annotation of a GenBank genome assembly.